CGCCCCGGGGCCGCGCGCCCGCCGGCCCCGCCCGAGCGGAGGGCGGACCCGGGCCGGGCGGUUGGCGGCUGGACGUUCGCGCCGCUCCCUGGCGCGCGGGCGGUUCCGGCCGAGCCCGACUCUUGCUGUGAGCCAUGUCGGCUGCGGGGGCGGCGGCACGGGGUUUGCACCGAGCCCGGGGCAGGACCCUGGACGCGUUUUCCUCAGAAAAGGAAAAGGACUGGCAAGGACCCUUCUACUUCAUCCAGGGCGCCGACCCCCAGUUUGGGCUGACCAAGGCCUGGACCACGGGCGACUGCGAGCACGGCGGGGACGAGUGGGCCGAGGAGAUCCGGCUGACCGAGCAGGCCGUGCGCAUCGUGAACGCGCUGCAGCCCAGGCCCCGGUUCUUCGUGCUGUGCGGGGACCUCGUCCACGCCAUGCCAGGGAUGCCCUGGCGCCAGGAGCAGACGGAGGACCUGCAGCGGGUGCUGGGGAAGGUGGAUGGCGACAUCCCACUGGUGCUGGUCAGCGGCAACCACGACGUGGGCAACAGCCCCACGGCCCAGACGGUCGCCGAGUUCUGCCGGACGUGGGGUGACGACUACUUCAGCUUCUGGGCGGGCGGCGUCCUCUUCCUGGUGCUCAACUCGCAGCUCUGGCACGACGCCUCGCAGUGCCCCGACCUGCGGCAGGCCCAGGACCGCUGGCUGGACCAGCAGCUGGCCGCGGCGCGGACGCGGCGGUGCCGCCACGCCGUCGUGUUCCAGCACAUCCCGCUGUUCCUGCAGAGCAUCGGCGAGGACGACGACUACUUCAACCUGGGCACCGCCGUCCGCCGCGAGCUGGCCGACAAGCUGGCCCGCGCAGGAGUCAAGGCCGUGUUCUCGGGCCACUACCACAGGAACGCGGGCGGCACCUACGGGAGCCUCGACAUGGUGGUGUCGUCGGCCAUCGGCUGCCAGCUGGGCAGCGACACGCACGGGCUCCGAGUGGUGGUGGUCACGGCCCAGGGCAUCGUCCACCGCUACUACAGCCUGGACGAGCUGGGCGAGAAGGGGCUGGAAGGCGACCUCCUGGACCUGCUGAGGGGGGAGUGAGCCCCCCACCCGCGUCCUGCGGGCGCCCCGUCCCGCCCGGAGCCGCACGGCCGCCCCCGAGCCCGGGAGAGUCGCAGCCACAGUGGUCUUUGGCCUGAAUCAGAGCUGAUCCUGCCGGGAUUCACAAUCAAAAUUUAACUCUCUGCUUCGUCUUUUAAAAAGCUGUA
Molecule: messenger RNA, 1246 nt
Organism: Sorex araneus (European shrew)
Lineage: Eukaryota; Metazoa; Chordata; Mammalia; Eulipotyphla; Soricidae
Gene: CPPED1
Product: calcineurin like phosphoesterase domain containing 1
Exons: 4
Coding region: 135-1079 (314 amino acids)
Molecular function (GO): hydrolase activity
Source: RefSeq, a predicted model, not a curated record